AUGGCUGGAAAACUUACUUUAACUUUAGUACUUGUAGUGCUUAUGGCAGUUAUUGCUGCUUCUCAAGGACCUCCUGGACGUGGACCUCCUCAGGGUAGACCUCAGGGUAGACCUCAGGGUGGACCACCACAGGGCGGACCACCACAGGGUGGACCUCCACAGCGUGGACCACCACAGGGUGGACCACCACAGGGUGGACCACCACAGCGUGGACCACCACAGGGUGGACCUCAGGGUGGACCCGGUGGAGCACGAGGACCACCACCUCCCCCCGGACGUGGACCUGGUGGCCCCAAUGGACCAAAACCUAAACCAUCAACAACUGCAGCACCUGAGACAGCGACAGCAACAUCAACUGCAGCUCCAGCAGUAUCAUCAACUGCAGCAGCUGAGGUUGUAUCAUCAACUGCAGCUCCAGCAGUAUCAUCAACUGCAGCAGCUGAGGUUGUAUCAUCAACUGCAGCUCCAGAAAUAACAUCAACAUCAACUGCAGCUCCAGAAAUAACAUCAACAUCAACUGAAGCUCCAGAAAUAACUUCAACAUCUGAAGCUCCAGCCACAAAAUAA
Episyrphus balteatus (marmalade hoverfly) is the source of this 567-nucleotide messenger RNA. Its product is annotated as proline-rich protein HaeIII subfamily 1-like. The coding region runs from base 1 to 567 and encodes 188 amino acids. NCBI's taxonomy places the organism in Eukaryota, Metazoa, Arthropoda, Insecta, Diptera, Syrphidae. The record is from RefSeq and is a predicted model, not a curated record. The transcript has a single exon.